This is a messenger RNA of Gastrolobium bilobum, 606 nucleotides long. RefSeq lists its product as uncharacterized. Lineage: Eukaryota; Viridiplantae; Streptophyta; Magnoliopsida; Fabales; Fabaceae. The record is from RefSeq and is a predicted model, not a curated record. Bases 1 to 606 code for a protein of 201 amino acids. The transcript is spliced from 2 exons.
AUGGUAUCAGAGCUCUCAUUGAGCUCUGUUUCAUGGCGUCUUGUUCACGUUCCUGAUCCACAAACUAACCCCUCUCAUCCUUUGUUCUUGCAUCCGAAUGAAAGUCCAGCUUUAGUUUUGGUUUCACCACUCUUAAAUGGUGAAAACUAUCACUCAUGGGCUCGAGGGAUGAAGAUGGCUCUAAUUUCCAAAAACAAGCUCGGUUUCAUCGAUGGAAGCAUUCCUGCACCAGAUCCAGAUGAACCUACAUUUUCUGCUUGGCAAAGAUGUGAUACGAUGGUGAUGGCAUGGAUUCAAAGAUCCAUAUCAGCGUCUAUAGUGAAAUCAAUCAUUUGGAUAGAACAUGCUCGUGAUACUUGGUUGGAUUUACAAGAACGAUUUUCUCAAGGAGAUGUGUUUCGAAUCUCCGAUUUGAUGGAAGAAGCUUUUCGAUUACAUCAGGGAGACAGAUCUGUUGCUGAUUAUUAUACACACCUCAAAACAGUUUGGGAUGAGUUAGACAAUCUCAAACCUCUCCCUAAUUGCAUCUGUGUUGUUCCAUGUGUGUGUGGAGCAAUCACCAGAAUGAGAGAAUAUCGCGACAAGAACAAGUUAUACGGUUCUUGA